This is a messenger RNA of Tuber aestivum (summer truffle), 1584 nucleotides long. The record is from the annotation of a GenBank genome assembly. NCBI's taxonomy places the organism in Eukaryota, Fungi, Ascomycota, Pezizomycetes, Pezizales, Tuberaceae.
UAUGGUGUGACAUGUUUUGUCGCUUGCUUGCUUGAAAAUUAAGCUACUUAUCAAUGAGUACUCCGGCCAAUCUAUACCUACUACUAAACCCUACAGGAAAUAAAAUAACUUUUCAUACAAAAAAGAAAAGGAUACAAAAAAGGGAAAGGGAAGGUAGAACAAAUCAUAGUAAACUCUCGUAGGCGUCUAAGCCUUUCUUCUCUGUACUCUUCUUAUUCAUGCUGGCAGGUAGUGUCAAUGUAAACCCUCCUCCAGACGUUCCCCCUCCUGCAUUACUUGUGCCGGCUCCCGGCGGUGGCGGUAUCAUAAAGCCAGAGAAUGCCCCGGUUGAUGUGGUUGGCGCAGGUUGUUGCCUUGUCUGACCGUAAAGAAUUGUAGGGUGGCUCUGCUGUUGAUUUUGUUGGACGGGUGGCUUGAAGCCGUCGCCUGAGGGUGAUUGUGUGGGCUUUAAUGGCGGGGUGUUCCAGAGACUGCUGGCUUGGGCGUUUGUGUUCGAAGUUGUUGAAUGGAAGCUCCGUCUUGCUGCUGCUGCGGACCAAUCUAUGCCACCACCACUGGAACUUGUAUUACUAGCGCUCUGUGAGUGGGAAGGUUGAGGGCGUAGAGACGUCGUGCUCCCGAAACCCGAACCCAGGUUAAGGUUGGAGAACGCAUUUGUGUUCAUCGAAUUCGAGGUGGUGGAAUGAGAUGCAGAGGUUGGGGUCAGAGGUUGGAAGCUCGUUUUAGCUUCUGGGGUCAUUGUCCGAGUCUGCUGCUGCUGAGGCUGUAAUACCCCUCCUGAGAACGAGGAGGAGGAAUGGAGAUUCGUCGUCGAGGAAGGACUAGACCAACUGAACCUUGGCUCGAGCCCUUGUGCCGCGAUUGUGCCACCCCCGCUUGCAUUCGUGCUAUUCCACGGGGCAUCGAAACCACCGUUAUUAACUGGCGGAGACUUACUCCCGCCUCCCCUUCCGAAAACCAGAUUUUCAAAGUUGUCGUCCCCACCACCCCCGGUGAUUCCUGAACUCAUGCCGGGCAUCCCCCCGAAGCUUAAAAUGUCACCCGCACCAGAACCACUCUCGCCUUCGGUCCUGAGCUCCCGCAACUUCCGUAUCUGUUCUGCCUCAAUCCUGGAACUAACUUGCCGCACAACCUCCAUAAAUGCCGUGAACUGCUCUACACCUAAUAGGGGCCCAAAACUCAUACUCCAGAGACAUGGGAGAAUCUCCAUGGCUACGACCUCCCUAUCGCACGUCUUGCCAAUGACCUUGAACACGUCUAGUGCCGCCAUACUGACGGCUGGUUCCUUGGUUUUGAUUCCACGCAAUAGCGGGAUAAGCUUCUCCUGGAUGGUAUAUUUGUCUAAUUCUGGUGCGUCCGAGGUUGCGGCAGCGGCUGGCGAACAAAGCACUUUGAAUGCUUCCAGCCCACGAAUCUUAAUCCCGAGGGAUGAGGUCUUUGUGAACACAGCAGCAACAGCGGGGAACACAUCGUUUUUUAGAGUUGGGAAGUCAAGCUUUGGCAGGAGUGUUGGAAUGGAGCGAAGGGCUAGAUCUUGCAAGGCAUGAGUUGGCGACUCGAGUGCUGCGUGAUGUACCGGUAGUA